AUGUCACUUUACCAUGAGGCGGCAGAGUUCCUCCUAGCGCCAACUUCGGACGGCGGCAGCCUCAAAGCUCGAGUCUUCAAGAAGAAGAACCUCAAGUCGCCCCCCAAUCAGCUCUAUGCUUUGGUGCUGGAAACUUGCAAAUGGAGUGUCGUGCUCAAGGAGGUUAUCGACAGGACCGAGCUCUUGAAACUUGAACGAAAGUUGACACCGGCUCUCUCAUUACUACUGACACAUGAUUUGCUCCUGGCCAAGGGCGGCAUCGCCCUCCCACAGAGUCAUGGUCUCAGGCAGAGCGUCGAGCGUCACAAGGGUCGUCUGACGUCCGAGUUGACGCUGGCAAGGCUCCGGCGGAAGGCUGCCUCCACCGAGCAGCUACGGGAGCAGGUCGAGAGAGCAUCGGCAGGCGAGGAGGCCAACAUCCCGCGCUGGGUGCGCGUCAACGCCCUGAAGAGCAGCGUCGAGGACCAGCUGGAGACCACGUUCGCCACGUACAAGAGGACGACGGAGCUGCACGAGGUCAUCCGCUCCCUGCCAAGCAAGGCGGCGGGGACCCGGCUGGUCUACAUGGACCCCCACGUGCCCAACCUCCUCGCCGUCACGCAGGGGACCGACCUCACCAAGACGGAGGCCUACGGCGCGGGCAAGGUCAUCCUGCAGGACAAGGCCUCGUGCUUCCCGGCCUACCUGCUCGACCCCCGCUCCGAGGACGGCGACGUGGUGGACGCCUGCGCGGCGCCGGGGAACAAGACGACGCACCUGGCCGCCGUGCUCCACGGGCACCGGCCGGACUUUGAGAGUGCGCCGCAGACCAUCUUCGCCUUCGAGAAGGACUCGCGGAGGGCGCAGACGCUGGAGAAGAUGGUCAGGAUCGCCGGGUUGAGGAAGCAGACGGUCAUCGCCCCCGGCCAGGACUUCCUGCAGGUCGACCCCGAGGCGGACAAGUACAAGGAUGUCGGGUUGCUGCUGCUGGACCCGAGCUGUUCGGGAAGCGGGAUUGUUGGGCGUGAUUCAAUGCCCGAGCUGCAUCUGCCAGAUGCGCUCGACAAGCAGUCCAAGGGCAAGGGUGCACCGCCGCCAAAAAAUGCGCAGACAGCGAGGAAGAGGAAGCAUGGGGAGGUGGAGAAGGGGGAGAAGGAAGCAUCACAGAACGUUCUCAUCGACGACGAAGGGAACGAGACGGUAGUCGAUUCCAGCAAGGACUUGCAGGCAAGGUUGGAGGCGCUUUCUUCCUUCCAGUUGCUUAUCCUUCUACAUGCGUUCAAGUUCCCAUCUGCCAAGCGGGUCACAUAUUCUACAUGUUCUGUGCACGCGGAGGAGAACGAGCGAGUUGUCAUGAAGGCGCUACAAUCAGAUAUUGCCCGUAGCAGGGGCUGGAGGAUUUUACGGAGAGACGAUCAGGUCAGUGGGCUGAGGGAUUGGGACGUCCGGGGCCUUCCAGAGGAAUGCGGCGGGGAUACAGAGAUUGCGGAGGGAUGCAUUCGGAGCCACAAAGGGGACGGGCGGGGAGUGAUGGGGUUCUUUGUUGCCGGUUUUGUUCGAUCCAGUGGCCAUGCGGAUGGUGGUGGUGGUGACGAUGAUGAGGGUCCAUACCUCCGGGACGUGGAGGGGAGAAUCGUACGGGACCAGCUCGGGAUGCCGGUGCUAAAAUCCACGGGAGAACCAGUUACGCUGAUUGCCAGGGACGGGUCUGACGAAGAGGAUGGCAGCAGUUGUGGCACAUCAGAUGACCAAGCAACGGACGAGGUAGAGGAGGACGAAUGGGAUGGAUUCGGAGAUUAG
This is a messenger RNA of Clonostachys solani, 1779 nucleotides long. NCBI's taxonomy places the organism in Eukaryota, Fungi, Ascomycota, Sordariomycetes, Hypocreales, Bionectriaceae. The record is from the annotation of a GenBank genome assembly.